CACCCGUCUACAUUCACGAGAACCCGCACGCAGCUGUCAGUAGGAAAUGCUGUCCGUGUUGGAUGGAUGCACCCUGCGGCUGUACCAGGAUAAAUUUAUGACACAUAGCGUGUUCUUUAAUUCAGAAUGUAAACGUUUUACCUAAACGGUCGCCUUUAUUUAAUGGGAGUAAAUGCAGUAAUUCCGCAAAUCUUUUUGAGACAUUUAGCUAGCCAGUAAAACGGGACACUAACAGCCGUAAUGCUAAUAGCUACAUUAGGCUAAUAUAAGCUAAGUUAGCCGGACGGUUGCUCCUCUCACUGCUCAGCCCGUGUAGCGGUUCCGAUCCGGGGACUAGCCUGUUCAUAUUCUCUGCAAACGCAAUAGUUUUUGCUGAAACCGGAGCUGUGGCGGGGAAAGGUGACCGCAGCAACCCCCUGGCUAUCCAGGCGGACGGACCGCAGUGACACGCCGGUUGUUGAGACCUGAAAUUGGAGCCAUGGCUGAGCUGUCCACCUUGCCUCCUUCUCCACCUCAGCUGGGCGACCCCAGUGCCGCUCCAGCUUCCAGCUGCCCCGACUCUGUGAAUGAGCUGCCUCUGCCGAAGUCUUCCCUCUACAACGACAAAGCUUUGACUGGAAACACUUCUUCAGCACUUUCAAGAGGUCCGACCACGACUGCUCAACCUGAGACAGAGGAGCCAGCAGGGAAGAAUCAGGAAACGGCGACCGGCGGCCAAUCUGUUGCAGAGUCCGGUUCUUCCCAACCUGCAGCCCAGAUAAAAACCACGCAGGAGCCGUUGUCUCCGGAUUUAAACCCUGGCCCCAAUCUGUACCCGAGCGUCCAUGUUUCCUCUAACCCGGACCCCGUCAUCGACGUCGCUCAGCCGCAAACCAGUACAGAUUUCAACCCUGCAACAUCAUCGACUGACGAUCAGGAGAAACCUCAGCCGCCACCGCAAGCACAAAAACCUCAAAAUGAGCUGCCGCCACCGCCGUCCCCAAACCCGGAUCCGGUCGCUGAAGAGCUGCCGACUACGUCCACCAGAGCGGCGCCGUCGAGCCCAACUUUGCCUGUGAUCAAAGAGCCAGUCGGCCCGCUGUCGUACCCCAAACCAAAACCGGCGCCGGACACGCUUAGCUACCUGGACUCGGCCAGCCUGAUGUCAGGAACGCUGGAGUCGCUGUCCGGGUUGGGAGAGGACGGGAGCUCUGUGGGCUCAGACUCUGAGAUCAACGGGCUCACCUUGAGACGCACCGAUAAGUACGGGUUCCUGGGUGGCAAUCAGUACAGCGACAGUGGUGAAAAGGAAGUUCGAGUUGAAGUUGCGAGGCAAAGGGAGUUGAAGUGGCUGGACAUGUUCUGCCACUGGGACAAGUGGGUCAAACAUCGCUUCCAAAAGGUGAAGCUGCGCUGCAGGAAGGGAAUCCCGUCGUCCCUCAGAUCCAAAGCCUGGCAGCUGCUGUCCGACAGCCAAGAGCUGCUGGAGGCAAACCCGGGAAAAUUUGAUGAGCUGGAGAGAGAGCCGGGUGAGGCUAAAUGGCUGGACAUCAUCGAGAAAGAUCUCCACCGGCAGUUUCCUUUUCACGAGAUGUUUGCUGCGCGCGGCGGUCAUGGGCAGCAGGAUUUGUACCGCAUCCUGAAGGCCUACACCGUGUACCGGCCUGAUGAGGGCUACUGCCAGGCCCAGGCUCCCGUGGCGGCGGUGCUGCUCAUGCACAUGCCUGCAGAGCAAGCUUUCUGGUGCCUGGUCCAGAUUUGUGAGAAGUAUCUCCCUGGCUACUACAGCGCCGGCCUGGAAGCGAUUCAGCUGGACGGCGAGAUCUUUUUCUCUCUCCUGCGGCGCACGUGUCCGAUGGCGUACCGCCACCUCAAGAAAUUCAAGAUUGACCCGAUCCUCUACAUGACGGAGUGGUUCAUGUGCAUAUUCUCACGCACCCUGCCGUGGUCCUCUGUGCUGCGUGUCUGGGACAUGUUUUUCUGUGAAGGAGUGAAGAUAAUAUUUCGCGUGGGCUUGGUGCUGCUGAAGCAGAUGCUGGGCUCGGUGGAUAAACUCCGGGAACUGCAGGGAAUGUACGAGACCAUGGAGCGGCUCAGGAACAUCUCACCCGACACCAUCCGGGAGGACGUGCUGGUGCAGGAGAUCAUAAUGCUGCCGGUGACCGAGGCGCUCAUCGAGAAGGAGUGCAGCGUCCAGGUGAGGAAGUGGAAGGAGUCCAGAGGUGAGCUGACCCACAAACCGGGCCGCCGGCUCCACGGCACCAGAGCCAUCUUUGAGUACAAGCGCCGGGCGUCGUCCAUCAGCUCAGGCGGCAGCUUUUCCUUCCUGGGCAGCUCUGCGCCGCCGCCAGGGCCGCUGCGCGCUUCGUCCAGCCUCCUCUCCCUGCCCGGUUUCCGGAAAUCCAGAGCUCCCUUCUUCUCCCAGCCUAAAAAAAUCUCCUUCUCCGGUCCUUCUGGGGCGGAGAGUCAGUCGCCUGUCGCCUCAUUGUCAGGCCAGAAGCCGCCAAUCCCUCCGAGCGCGGCUCCGAAGGCGGCAACGCCGCACGUCCAGAGCCCGUUAGCCGCGGAGAGCAGCUCAGCACAAAUCCAGCCGGCUCCGCCAAACACUCUGUCGCCGAAGAUCGUUUCAGAGCAGAUCACUCCCACAAUCCCAUCGCCGACAGCCAACAACGCGCCGCUGCAACCGCAGCUGCCGCCGCCGCAACCGCCGCCGCAACCGCCAAAAGAAACAACCCCAUCUGUGUCCGGAGAGGACGAAGGGAAGAAGAAGAAGAAAAGCAAAGAAGACAAGAAGAAGGAAAAGGAAGAUGAGAAGAAAAAGAUGAAGGAGAAGAAAGAGAAGGAGAAAGUUGAAAAGGAGAAAGCGAAGAAGGAAAAGGAGAAGAAGAAAGCGGGGAAGAAAAAGGACAAAGGGACGGAGGAGAACGGAGCGACGGCCGCGGCGAAAGAUUCAACCUAG
This is a messenger RNA of Poecilia latipinna (sailfin molly), 2938 nucleotides long. It is a transcript of the gene tbc1d10b, whose product is annotated as TBC1 domain family, member 10b. Gene Ontology annotation, molecular function: small GTPase binding; GTPase activator activity. Gene Ontology annotation, biological process: regulation of GTPase activity. The coding region runs from base 479 to 2938 and encodes 819 amino acids. NCBI's taxonomy places the organism in Eukaryota, Metazoa, Chordata, Actinopteri, Cyprinodontiformes, Poeciliidae. The record is from RefSeq and is a predicted model, not a curated record. The transcript is spliced from 10 exons.